Molecule: messenger RNA, 856 nt
Organism: Dermatophagoides pteronyssinus (European house dust mite)
Lineage: Eukaryota; Metazoa; Arthropoda; Arachnida; Sarcoptiformes; Pyroglyphidae
Source: RefSeq, a predicted model, not a curated record
AACGAACAACAACAACAACGAUGAUGACCAGAAAAUUUUCAUUGAUAAUCGCCAUAUGGAUGAUACUAACAACGAUAACAACAUCGGAAGCUAAAAAAAAAUUUGACUGUGAUCAUUUAACCGAUUUUGCUAACGAUGUUAUUAUUGUUACAUCAAAAACAAGAAAAUUUCCAACAACAUUACCGGAAUUUUCUACAUUUUGCAAACAAAAUUUACAGCUUGCAGCCGAUGUAACAACAAUGUCAAAACAAUGUUUUAAAAAUGAAAUGAAAAAUAUUAUUGCAUUAGUUGGUUAUUCAUAUAGACAACGUAUGAAAUUAUUAUGUAAACGUAGUAAUAAUAAUUCAAAAGCAAAUGCUGUUAUAUCAGCUGCACCAUGUUUAAAUCGUUUCCGAUCGAAAAUGGCAAAAUGUUUUGAUCGUACUGCUAAUCGUAUUGCAGAGAUAAAAUCGCAACCAAAUAAUCUAAAAUUUCCAUAUCUUUGUUGCGAAACUGGACAAAUAAGAAAAUGUAUUGAAAAAAUACAAUCAGGUGAUUGUAAAAAAGAUUUACAAGGUUAUAUUGAUAAUGCAUUAGAAAUGACAAAUGGUUUUAUUGAUCGUAGUUGUGGUGAAUAUAAUGAUGAAACAGAUAAAUGUGAUCGUUUAAAACCAAUAACAGUAAAAAAUGAACAAACAAAUCCAAGUCUUAUUGUUAAUGUUGCUGAAUUGAUUGCAACAAUUGAAUAAAUGGAAUUGAUUGAUCGAUUGAUUGAUCGAUCGAUCGAUCGAUCCAACCAAAAAUCAAUCAAAUCGAAUCAAAUCAAUUUUGAGUUUUGUAAAACAUCAUUAAAACACAUCAUCAUGCACCACACACA